UACACUUUUGCCCAUCCGUGGCCCUCGCCAUCAUCGAGAGCACUGGGACCGGCUUUAUCCUCCGACAGCCCUGGAGAAGCUUUGGGAGAGACGAGUGUAUCCACGAGCGCGUGUGUGCGUGAGGAGGAGAGCAAAGACGUGAUUACUUCAGAAUUUAUUUAAGGGCCGGUGGAAACCACUGCAGCAGCAUCCAGGGGAAGCCCUUGUUCCAGAGGAAGAGGAGGUGGAGGCUGCCAAGGAGGAGGAGGGGAGGAGACACAGAAGGAGUAGCAGCCGCUUGCAUGAGGAAAGGAUGCUAUAGCAUCCUCACCCGUUCUCAGCAGGGAAAUGGUCCAAGACUGCUGGGUGUGAGCCUCACCUCUCCUCCAGCCGAGGACUGCGGUUGUCAGUGAUCCAUUGAAGAAACAGGACCUGAAAUAAGAGACAUUAGCAAUGAUGUGUGAAGUGAUGCCCACGAUUAAUGAGGACACCCCAAUGAGCCAACGGGGGUCCCAAAGCAGUGCCUCCGACUCGGACUCCCAUUUUGAGCAACUGAUGGUCAAUAUGCUGGAUGAAAGGGAUCGUCUGCUAGAUACACUUCGAGAGACCCAAGAAAGCCUCUCACUUGCCCAACAAAGACUCCAGGACGUCAUCUAUGACAGAGAUUCCCUCCAGAGACAGCUGAAUUCAGCCCUACCUCAGGACAUCGAAUCCCUAACAGGAGGGCUGACUGGUUCUAAGGGGGCCGAUCCACCGGAAUUUGCUGCAUUGACUAAAGAACUGAAUGCUUGCCGGGAGCAACUUCUAGAGAAGGAAGAAGAGAUCUCAGAGCUUAAAGCUGAAAGAAACAACACAAGACUGCUACUGGAGCACUUGGAGUGUCUUGUGUCACGACAUGAAAGGUCACUAAGAAUGACCGUGGUGAAGCGGCAAGCUCAGUCUCCCUCAGGAGUGUCCAGUGAAGUAGAAGUUCUCAAGGCCCUGAAAUCUUUGUUUGAGCACCACAAGGCCUUGGAUGAAAAGGUAAGGGAGCGACUGAGGGUUUCUUUAGAAAGAGUCUCUGCACUGGAAGAGGAACUAGCUUCAGCUAAUCAGGAGAUUGUUGCCUUGCGUGAGCAAAAUGUUCAUAUUCAGAGAAAAAUGGCAUCAAGUGAGGGAUCCACAGAGUCAGAACAUCUUGAAGGGAUGGAACCUGGCCAGAAAGUUCAUGAAAAGCGUCUAUCCAACGGCUCCAUAGACUCAACAGAUGACACGAGCCAGAUAGUCGAGCUACAGGAAUUGCUUGAAAAGCAAAACUAUGAAAUGGCCCAAAUGAAAGAACGCUUAACAACUCUUUCUUCACGAGUGGGGGAGGUGGAGCAGGAAGCAGAGACAGCAAGAAAGGACCUCAUAAAAACGGAAGAAAUGAACACAAAAUAUCAAAGGGACAUCCGGGAGGCAAUGGCUCAGAAGGAAGAUAUGGAAGAAAGAAUCACUACCCUGGAGAAACGUUACCUCAGUGCUCAGAGAGAAUCUACCUCCAUUCAUGACAUGAAUGAUAAACUGGAAAAUGAGUUGGCAAACAAGGAAGCCAUCUUGCGGCAGAUGGAAGAAAAGAACAGACAAUUGCAAGAGCGUCUUGAACUGGCUGAGCAAAAGUUACAGCAGACCAUGAGAAAGGCAGAAACUCUGCCUGAAGUAGAGGCUGAACUGGCUCAGAGAAUCGCAGCCUUGACAAAGUCUGAUCCAACCUCUUCUACCUCAUCUGAUGAUUAUCAAUAUGUUAUGGAAGCUAAACUCCAAGAAAUGAUCUCCAUACGUAGGAAGGCUGAAGAAAGGCAUGGGAAUAUUGAAGAACGCAUGAGACACUUAGAGGGUCAACUGGAAGAGAAGAAUCAGGAACUUCAAAGAGCUAGGCAAAGGGAGAAAAUGAAUGAGGAGCAUAAUAAAAGAUUGUCUGACACCGUGGACAGGCUGCUGACGGAAUCCAAUGAGCGUCUGCAGCUGCACUUGAAGGAAAGAAUGGCUGCUCUGGAAGAGAAGAACGUUUUGAUUCAAGAAUCAGAAACCUUCAGAAAAAAUCUUGAAGAGUCUUUACAUGAUAAGGAAAGAUUAGCAGAAGAAAUUGAGAAGUUAAGAUCUGAACUUGACCAAAUGAAAAUGAGAACUAGCUCUCUAAUUGAACCCACUAUAUCGAGAACUCACCUAGACACCUCGACUGAGUUGCGAUAUUCAGUUGGCUCUCUCGUGGACAGCCAGUCUGAUUACAGAACCACUAAAGUUAUCCGGAGACCAAGGAGAGGCCGCAUGGGUGUGCGAAGAGAUGAGCCAAAGGUGAAAUCUCUUGGGGAUCAUGAAUGGAACAGAACUCAGCAAAUCGGAGUCCUAGGCAGCCACCCAUUUGAGAGUGACACUGAAAUAUCCGAUAUUGAUGAUGACGACAGAGAAACCAUUUUUAGCUCCAUGGAUCUUCUCUCUCCAAGUGGCCAUUCCGAUGCCCAGACUCUAGCUAUGAUGCUUCAAGAACAAUUGGAUGCAAUCAACAAAGAAAUAAGGCUAAUUCAAGAAGAGAAGGAAUCUACAGAACUGCGUGCCGAAGAAAUUGAGAACAGAGUGGCUAGCGUAAGCUUGGAAGGCCUGAAUUUGGCCAGGGUCCAUCCUGGUACCUCCAUCCCUGCCUCUGUAACAGCUUCAUCGUUGGCCAGCUCUUCUCCCCCUAGCGGACACUCCACGCCAAAGCUCACGCCAAGGAGCCCUGCUAGGGAAAUGGACCGCAUGGGAGUCAUGACUCUGCCAAGUGAUCUAAGGAAACAUCGGAGAAAGAUUGCCGUGGUGGAAGAGGAUGGACGGGAGGACAAGGCAACAAUCAAAUGUGAAACUUCUCCCCCACCAACACCCAGGGCCAUCAGAAUGACUCACACUCUCCCUUCUUCCUACCACAAUGACUCCCGGAGCAGUUUAUCAGCCUCUCUUGAGCCAGAAAGCCUUGGCCUUGGCAGUGCCAAUAGCAGCCAAGAUUCUCUUCACAAAGCCCCCAAGAAGAAAGGAAUCAAGUCUUCAAUAGGGCGCUUGUUUGGUAAAAAAGAAAAGGCUCGACUGGGGGAGCUUCGAGGCUUCAUGGAGACCGAAGCUGCUGCCCAGGAAUCCCUAGGCUUAGGCAAGCUUGGAACUCAAGCAGAAAAGGACAGAAGGCUGAAGAAAAACACAUCGGGGCAUGAACUCCUUGAAGAAGCUCGUAGAAAAGGAUUACCUUUUGCCCAGUGGGAUGGACCCACUGUGGUCGCUUGGCUGGAGCUCUGGUUGGGAAUGCCUGCUUGGUACGUGGCAGCCUGCAGAGCCAAUGUGAAAAGUGGAGCCAUCAUGUCGGCUCUGUCGGACACGGAAAUCCAAAGAGAGAUUGGCAUCAGCAACCCUCUGCAUCGCUUAAAGCUCAGACUAGCAAUCCAGGAGAUGGUGUCCCUCACAAGUCCUUCGGCUCCUCCUACAUCGCGCACUCCUUCAGGCAAUGUCUGGGUGACCCAUGAAGAAAUGGAAAAUCUGGCAGCUCCAGCAAAAACGAAAGAAUCUGAGGAAGGAAGCUGGGCCCAGUGUCCGGUCUUUCUACAGACCCUGGCUUAUGGAGAUAUGAACCACGAGUGGAUUGGAAACGAAUGGCUACCCAGCCUGGGGUUGCCUCAGUACAGAAGUUACUUUAUGGAAUGCUUGGUUGAUGCACGAAUGUUAGACCACCUCACCAAAAAAGAUCUUCGUGUCCAUUUAAAAAUGGUGGAUAGUUUCCAUCGAACAAGUUUACAAUACGGAAUUAUGUGCUUGAAAAGACUGAAUUAUGAUAGAAAAGAACUAGAGAGAAGACGAGACACAAGCCAACAUGAAAUAAAAGAUGUCUUAGUGUGGAGCAAUGACCGAGUGAUUCGCUGGAUACAAGCGAUUGGACUUCGAGAAUAUGCAAACAAUAUCCUUGAGAGCGGAGUGCAUGGCUCGCUUAUAGCCCUGGAUGAGAACUUUGACUACAGCAGCCUGGCUUUAUUGUUGCAGAUUCCAACACAGAACACCCAGGCAAGACAGAUUCUUGAACGAGAGUACAAUAACCUCUUGGCUCUGGGAACUGAGCGGCGACUGGAUGAAAAUGAUGACAAGAAUUUCAGACGUGGGUCGACCUGGCGAAGGCAGUUUCCUCCCCGUGAAGUCCACGGAAUCAGCAUGAUGCCUGGCUCCUCAGAGACAUUACCAGCUGGAUUCAGGUUAACCACAACAUCUGGGCAGUCAAGAAAAAUGACAACGGAUGUUGCUUCAUCAAGACUGCAGAGGCUAGACAACUCCACUGUUCGCACAUACUCAUGUUGACCAGCCACUCAAAGGAGGCAGCACUGACCUGCUACACCAUCUUUUCAGUCUACACGACCUAGAGUGUACUACUGCCUACAAAGAAAACCGGAGUAAGCCUUCAUGGAGACUGGAUUCUAAGAAAAUAAUAUAAGAAACGGCUCACCAAACGUUGAACAUGUGAUUUUGGGGGGAAUUGGAUUAUAAGUUCGAUUAGUUUACUAUGAUUGUAAUAAAACGCUUAAAUCAUCUGAAAUAUGAACACCACCCACGUCAUAAACUCUGUACAUCUGAUGCUUUUAUGAGAUGGAACUACUUGUUUUUUUCAUGUUGUAAUAUAAUAGGCAUUUAUGUAUUACUGUGUAACAUUUCUUUUUAAAUGUGUAAGUCUUCUGUAAAUGGAUAUAAAUAUGAUUUUUUAAAGAAAAAUAAAAUAUAUGGUUCAUGGAGUCUCGAGUGCAAACAUUGAACAAUUCCAGGUCCCGUUUGUACUUUGCCAUUCCACUGUUUUUACGGAUUCUGAAUUGUAAGUCAAUCAGUACGUUUCCUGGAAGCGUGUUUCAUGCUUCAACUUGCUUCUCCUUCCAGUCCGUCAAACCUUAGAGCUGAGCACCUGCCUCUGAUCAUGUAAAAUAAAUAAAUGAAUAAAAGUCAAAAGAGAGAGAGAGAGAAUGAUUUAACCUGAACGGGACCUUUAAAGGCAAUCAGGGAUCUGAUGUCCUCUCUCUGUAUAAAAAGCACUGUGAUGCCUCAAUCUCCUUUUCAACAGAAAACAAAGCCAAACUGUUUACAAGCAUCAAAUGCAAUGAUUUUAAAAAUUUAUAUCAAGAAAACCGUUGUCUAAUCUUGUUGCCUGUGGAUCAUGAAACACACACACACACACACACACACACACACACACACACACACACACACCUUUCUUAAGAACCACAUGUUCAUUUAAAUACCGUGAACUGCCAGGCAGCACUGGACAGUGAGUGUCAACCACUGUAGAGUAUGAGGCCCAUCUCCACUAGGAAAAAAAAUACAGACCCCCGGACCCCUUUAGCAAACUCUCUACCCCCAGUUUUUAUGAUCACUGUUAACAGGGCAUUAGCCAGAUUCAAGCCUAAGCCCUUAGCUGAAAUGACCUUUUUUGUGACUUCCCUGAAUUCAUUUUCAUCAGAGGAAAUAAAGACAGAAUGAUUGACAUAUAUAGUGUAUAAAAGUAGAGAAGAGUGACUAAUCUCUUCCUUGUGGCUUUAUUUGGUGGUGUCUGUCACUGUUGUUUAUUCCUUGUUUAUAUGGGAGAUUUCAAAGUGAAACCUAUUUAACAAUACCAUGGAUCUAACUGCUGUUUUCUUGCUGCUUGGUCUUAUUAUGCAAGACCUGUCAUUAGUAAAUUCUUUUUUUUUUUCUUUUUUUUUUUUUUUUGUACUUUAAUUUGUGAUAUUUGCACGUACCUUUGUUUGGAUGUCUAUUUUUGUUGAACAGAUUCAUUCAAAAGGUAAUGGUACAAGAAAAACCUCUCCAUUGUCAAUAAAAAAAAAAUGCUUCCAGUUUUCUGCUUAAGCUUUGUUUUCUAGUAGCGUAAUAUUUAGCGAUCUGCACGAAUUACAAAGAAAAUCAUUCAGUGAUUUCCAAGGCUGUUUCAUUCAAAAUCGAGGCUGCCACUAGAGGGAGGUCUAAACUAGCUUAUGGAAAGUGUUUUGAAUUUAAAAAAAAUUUUUUUUGCUUGAGUAAUACCAAUGUGAAAGGACUUGCUAAAAGCAGCUGAUGAUGAGAGCAAAGUCAUCUAAAUGACAUACGAGAGAAACCGUGGUGCUCAUAUGCUAGAAAGAUUGGUAUUGAUAUUUAUAGGCCAGUACGGCAACCAGGUUUGCAAAGCUGUAGGGAAAUACUGCCGAUAACUAAUUUAUAAAGAAGAAAAGGGUAUUUCCGCUGAUAUUUUUUGGAUGAUCCAGCUCAAGAACCAGCAAGUCCGCAUGCUUUGGGCAAUCAAGCGGGGCGGAGUGCCUUGGCAGGAAGCAUGCACUAGAGAAACCUGCUUGCCUCCUGGCCACAGAAAAUAGAAAAAGAUGAUGGGGUUGGGGAGAGGCACACACCAGUGACCUAAGUGUUUCCCAUCAUCAUCACCCUUACCAGGCACUCAGUGCACAAGUUUUGGGGGACAUUCCAUAUUCAGCUAUAACAACCACUCAGUCAUCAAAAUCAGUUUCUUCUUUUUGGAAAUUACAUUAAAAAAUUACUGGUGAUAUGUACUGGGUCCUACAGGGUAAUACAAAGUAUCCAACUACUCGCCUUGAGAAAAUGUAAGAUACACUUUAAUGUACAAGAAUACUGUAGUCAGAUUUGAAAAUCAGUUUCAUGGAUUGAGCUUGUAUUUCAGGGUGGGUUUUUGUUGUUGUUUUGUUUGUUUUUUGUUUUCCUUUUGACCACCAACAUUUGGAUCAAGCCCUUUCAAAUACAAUUUUAUAUCAAUAAACCUUCCUUUUGACGUGUAAAACAG
Onychomys torridus (southern grasshopper mouse) is the source of this 6769-nucleotide messenger RNA. It is a transcript of the gene Ppfia2, whose product is annotated as PTPRF interacting protein alpha 2. The coding region runs from base 433 to 4302 and encodes 1289 amino acids. NCBI's taxonomy places the organism in Eukaryota, Metazoa, Chordata, Mammalia, Rodentia, Cricetidae. Gene Ontology annotation, cellular component: presynaptic active zone. The record is from RefSeq and is a predicted model, not a curated record. Gene Ontology annotation, molecular function: protein binding. The transcript has 35 exons. Gene Ontology annotation, biological process: synapse organization.